This is a messenger RNA of Leptosia nina, 1230 nucleotides long. NCBI's taxonomy places the organism in Eukaryota, Metazoa, Arthropoda, Insecta, Lepidoptera, Pieridae. The record is from the annotation of a GenBank genome assembly.
AUGAUAAAUAAAAGUCGACUUACAAGUAAAAUUUUGCACACAAUGCCGAACGUCACUUUCUACUAUUUCCCCGUCAAGGCUCUAGGCGAGGCUGUUCGUCUUCUUCUCGCUUAUGGAGGCCAGGAGUUCGAAGACAAGCGUGUCGCGAUUGAGGACUGGCCAGCUUUUAAGCCAAGCACCCCAUUCGGCCAGAUGCCAGUAUUGGAGAUUGAUGGCAAGAAGUACGCACAAAGCUUCGCUAUCUGCCGCUACCUCGCCCGCAAAUACGGCCUUUCGGGCUCUGACGCUGAAGAGGACUUCGAAAUUGACCAGAACGUCGACUUCUUGAAUGACAUUCGUGCUAAGGCCGCUGUAGUCCAAUACGAGCCGGACCAGGAUGUGAAGGCGAAGAAACACGAGGAGCAAAGUAAGAACGUCUACCCGGCGUUGCUCGAGAAACUCGACGAGAUCAUCAAGAAGAACAAUGGACAUAUCGCUGCUGGCAAGCUGACCUGGGCAGACUUUGCAUUUGCUGGUAUGUUCGACUACCUGAAGAUGAUGAUGCAAAUACCAGACUUGGAGAAGAAGUACCCAAGCUUCCAGCAAGUAGUGGACGCCGUAUACUCCCUACCUAAGGUUAAGGCUUUUAAUCUAACGGCCUACGCAUUAGUUGUCGGUUCUUCAAGAUCUUCUGAAAUGGAAAACGUUGUGUUUUACUAUUUCCCCUUCAAGGGAAUGGGUGAAGGCAUCCGUAUGCUCUUGAACUACGGAGGUCAAAAGUUCGAUGAUCGCCGUAUACCAAGAGAACAGUGGCCUGAACUAAAACCAAAUACCCCAUUCGGCCAGAUGCCAGUAUUAGACGUGAAUGGCAAGCAAUACAGUCAGACACUAGCCAUCGCUCGCUACCUCGGGCGCAAUGAACUACGUGUCAAGUGUGCCGCACCCAUGUUUGAGGAGGACGCAGCACUCAAGCAAAAGAUGAAGGACGACUUGGACAAGAAUUAUAUACCUGUUGCCAUGAAAAAGCUUAACGAAAUCAUCGGAAACAACAAUGGAUACAUCGCUAAUGGAAAGUUGAGUUGGGGUGACUUCGUAAUCGCCGGCGUCUACGACGGAUUAAAGAACAUGCUCCUUCAAAUGCCGGACCUGGACGAAAAGUACCCGAACGUCAAGAAACUCAGAGACAACGUCGUCUCCCUCCCCAAAGUUAAGGAAUACGUGGCGACAUCUGCACCACAGACCCCCUUCUAA